AAAAAGAAAUUAAAAGAUUUGAAAACAGAUCUGAAAACGCAUGAGAGGAUUCACAGUGUGGACAAACCAUAGACACGAUCAGUGUAAUUUAGAGAUGCUCAUAUUGACCAUAUAUAUUGCAGAAAUAUCUGUACAGCUCUGCUGCUCCACUCUCCCAUGUAUUUAUGUGGCUAGUGUUGUUUUAGAUGAUGUUCUCCAGCCUUGCAGGAGUCCAACAUGCACUGGGUACAAGUCUGGCAUAUUGUGGUAAUGUGAACCAAAGUCCUGCUCUGUUCAAACAGGGACUGGACAGCUCUUAACAGAGUGCCUCCAAACCUGUACUCCCAGAGCACCCCCACAGAAUGCCAAAUGAGACAUGGUUGAAACGCAAAACACAUGUGAACAGGUUGAGCAUACUUCCAUGAACCCUCAUGCACCAUAGUGUGGUAUAGAGCUGGUGCAGUGUUCCACAGACUGAAAAAAUCUGCAUUGUUUUUCCUAUAUCUGAGGUUUAACCAUUGGUUGGAUUCCCAUCUCCAGUAGCAUAGAGUUUUUCCUGGGAGGCUGAGCAAUGUGAUUUCCCCCUUGCAGCUGGAACACCCUCCGGUCCGCUCUUCUAAAAAUAGGAACCACCAUCCCAGUUGCCCCAUCUCAACAUAGUCAAGUUAACCAAGACAGACCCACAACAUCCAGAGACUUGAGUUACAUAGGGUGGGUGUCAUCUACCUUGGAUAUCAUCUGCUUUGUCCCUGCAGAGCUAGCAAAAUAUCUCGGUGACCUGAGGUCAACAACUUCCCCUUCUGUUGUAAACUGUGUUGGUGUGAAACUGCUUCCAAAUCCUGAGGCACCAGAUGAUUUACCAGAAACUGUUUGAUACUGACCAUUAGUCUUUUUUCCAUGGUCUCCCCAAACUCAUCCCAGACCUGAGUUUUACAGAACUCCCCAGGCUACAGCAUGCUUGGGCUGUCAGCACCCAUCAGCUUCCUCAGGAGUCCUACAAGCCAGCCAAGCCUGGUAGGACUCCUCUUUCAGCUUGAUGGCAUCUCUUCAAAUGUCCUCCGGAUUUGUGAAGUGCCGCAGGGAACUGGUCAAAGUUCUUCUGAAGACCUAAUUGAAGAGUAUGAGGAGAUUAAAGAGGAGGAACAUCAUGUCAAAAUUGAGGACAAAACUCAUUUACAGACUGAUGGUAUUUUGAAAAGGAGAGGCAAGGGCUGUUUUACCUGCACUCAGUGUGGAAAGAGUAUGGGAAGACAAAACAAUCUUAAGAUUCACAUGAGGAUGCAUACUGGAGAGAAACCAUACACAUGCACCCAGUGUGGGAAGAGUUUCAGCCAAUCACCAAGCCUUAAUAAACACAUGAUGAUCCACACUGGAGAGAAACCAUUCACAUGCAGUCUGUGUGGGAAGAGUUUCAGCCAAUCACCACACCUUAAUCAACACAUGAGGGUCCACACUGGAGAGAAACCAUUCACAUGCACUCAGUGUGGGAAGAGUUUCAGCCAAUUAUCAAGCCUUAAAAAACACAUGAGGACCCACACUGAAGGGAAACCAUUCACAUGCACUCAUUGUGGGAAGAGGUUCUGCCAAUUAUCAGGCCUUCAUGAGCACAUGAGGAUUCACACUGGAGAGAAACCAUUCACAUGCACUCAGUGUGGGAAGGGUUUCAUCGGAUCAAGACAACUUAAUCAACAUAUGAGGACCCACACUGGAGUAAGAGAGUAUAUAUGCUUUGAGUGUGAGAAGAGUUUUAUUACAGCUGGAGAAUUGAAACGGCACCAGAGGAUUCACACUGGAGAGAAACCGUACAAGUGUUCACACUGUGACAAGAGGUUUAAUCAGUCUGUAAAUCUGAAAAGACAUGAGAGGAUUCACACUGGAGAGAAACCAUCACUGGAAUAUUCCCAUCAGGCUCCAGUGAAGAGUCUAUUGAAGGACAGCGAGAACAUGAGUGAUCCAGAACCCUGCAGAAUUAAACAUGAAGACACUGAACAACAAAUAGACCUAAUUGAAGAGUAUGAGGAGAUUAAAGAGGAGGAACAUCAUGUCAAAACUGAGGAAAAAACUCAUUUACAGACUGAUGGUAUUUUGAAAAGGGGAGACAAGAAUCGUUUCACCUGCACUCAGUGUGGAAAGAGUUUGGGAAGAAACAAAAGCCUUAAGAUUCACAUGAGGAUCCACACUGGAGAGAAACCAUUCACAUGCACUCAGUGUGGGAAGAGUUUCAGCCAAUCAUCACACCUUAGUCUACACAUGCAGAUGCAUACUGGAGAGAAACCAUACACAUGCAUUCAGUGCGGAAAGAGUUUCAGCCAAUCAUCACACCUUAAUGAACACAUGAAGAUCCACACUGGAGAGAAACCAUUCACCUGCACUCAGUGUGGGAAAAAUUUCAGGCAAUCAUCAUCCCUUAAUCUACACCGAAAGAUUCACACUGGAGAGAAACCGUUCACUUGCACUCAGUGCGGGAAGAGUUUCAGCCGAUCAUCAUCCCUUAAUGAACACAUGAAGAUCCACACUGGAGAGAAACCAUUCACGUGCACUCAGUGUGGGAGGAGUUUCAGCGGAUCAAGUCAACUUAAUCAACACAUGAAGAUCCACACUGGUGUGAGAGAGUAUAUAUGCUUUGAGUGUGAGAAGACUUUUAUUACAGCUGGAGAUAUGAAACGGCACCAGAGGAUUCACACUGGAGAGAAACCGUACAAGUGUUCACACUGUGACAAGAGUUUUAAUCAGUCGGUAAAUCUGAAAGCACAUGAAAUGAUUCACAGUGGAGAGAAACCAUGCAAGUGUUCACACUGUGAAAAGAGAUUCAGAGACUUACGAACCCUGAAAAAGCAUGAGAGGAUUCACACUGGAGAGAGACUGCUUCCUGAACCAGAGCCUCCUGACCUACUGUGGGUGUAUGACCUGCCUGUGCCUGCUGAACCAAAGCCCCCGGACUUACUUGAGCUCCACACUUCAGGUUCUCCACAGCUCUACACCCUCCGCAGCUCCACACUCCAGGCCUUCCACUGCUCCACACUCCAGGCCUUCCGCAGCUCCACACUCCCAGAGCUCCACAACCCAGGGCCUCCGCUGCUCCAUGCUCUAGGUCCUCCGCAGCUCCACACCCUCCACAGCGCCACACUCCAGGGCCUCCGCUGCUCCAUGCUCCAGGUCCUCCACACCCUCCACAGCUCCACACUCCCAGGCUCUCCGCUGCUCCACACUCCAGGCCCUCCACAGCUCCACACUCCAGGCCCUCUGCUGCUCCACACUCCAGACCCUCCGCUGCUCCAUGGUCCAGGUCCUCCACAGCUUCACACUCUCCGCAGCUCCACACUCCAGGCCCUCCGCUGCUCCACGCUUCAGGGCCUCUGCAGCUCCAGACGCCAGACCCUCCGCUGCUCCAUGCUCCAGACCCUCCGCUGCUCCAUGGUCCAGGUCCUCCACAGCUUCACACUCUCCACAGCUCCACACUCCAGGCCCUCCGUUGCUCCACGCUUCAGGGCCUCUGCAGCUCCAGACGCCAGACCCUCCGCUGCUCCAUGCUCCAGGUCCUCCACAGCUUCACACCCUCUGCAGCUCCACACUCUAGGCCCUCCGCUGCUCCAUGCUCCAGGUCCUCCACAGCUCCACACUCUUUGCAGCUCCACACUCCAGGUCCUCCGCUGCUCCACGCUCCAGAUUUCAGACCUAAUUGAAAAGUAUGAGGAGAUUAAAGAGGAGGAACAUCAUGUCAAAACUGAGGAAAAAUCUCAUUUACAGACUGAUGGUAUUUUGAAAAGGAGAGACAAGAAUCGAUUUACCUGUACUCAGUGUGGAAAGAGUUUUGGAAGACAAAGCAGUCUUAGGAUUCACAUGAGGAUCCACACUGGAGAGAAACCAUACACAUGCACCCAGUGUGGGAAGAGUUUCAGCCAAUCAUCACACUUUAAUCUACACAUGAGCAUCCACACUGGAGAGAAACCAUUCACAUGCACUCAGUGUGGGAAGAGUUACAUCCAAUCAUCACACCUUAAUCAACACAUGAAGAGCCACACUGGAGAGAAACCAUUCACAUGCACUCUGUGUGGGAAGAGUUUCAGCCGAUCAUCAAACCUUAAUCAACACAUGAAGAUCCACACUGGCAUGAGAGAGUUUAUGUGCUUUGAGUGUGAGAAGACUUUUAUUACAGCUGGAGAAUUGAAACGGCACCAGAGGAUUCACACUGGAGAGAAACCUUACAAGUGUUCACACUGUGAUAAGAGGUUUAAUCAGUCGGUAAAUCUGAAAGCACAUGUAAUUAUUCACACUGGAGAGAAACCGUACAAGUGUUCACACUGUGAAAAGGGAUUCAGAGAUUUACGAUACCUGAAAAGACAUGAGAGGAUUCACACUGUAGAGAAAGCAUAGACAUGAUCAGUGUCUAUUAGAGAUGCUCAUAUUGACCAUUUAACCUUUAAACGAAAGGAUGCAUUUCUAACCGAUUAAUGUUAUCAGUUAAAACCGUAAUUUUUUUUAGCAUUUUUAAUGUUUUGCUGCAUUAAUACGUAACCCAUAUUUGUUUACUCAUGGGCCGUUAACAUGUGCAACCAAACGUGCCUACAGAUGCAUUUUGCUAACGUAGUAAAAUGAAAGGAGCGAAAAGAGGGAUAUUGCUUGCCACAGUUUAACACAGACAAGUUGAGAGUGAAAUUAUGUUUGAUAAGGCUGAGUGACGGUAUACUGUUUUCAAUACUCUGACACCCCUGCGCUGCAGUAGGUGUGGUUGUAAAUGAAUUGUACUGUCCACGUGUACCGAUAAAUAAUGUUCUCUGUCUGACUCCUGAAUGAGAAACAACAAUGGGAAGAAACCGCAUAUCAAUGAAGGCGGAGCUCCAGGAGACGCCCACUGAUUGCAUAAUUGCCAAUGGUUGCUCAAAGGUGUUUAGGAUCCAAAAUUUUGGCAAGCUGUUUCCUACUGCUUAAAUGAACUCAAUUAGAACAUGAUUUCAGCCAGAAUUUGUUCAAAAUUACAUCACUUCAGUUUGUUCUUCAGUUUGGUUUGCAGUAUACCAAGGCCUUA
This is a messenger RNA of Danio aesculapii, 5005 nucleotides long. Its product is annotated as zinc finger protein 271-like. Gene Ontology annotation, biological process: regulation of transcription by RNA polymerase II. The transcript is spliced from 7 exons. The record is from RefSeq and is a predicted model, not a curated record. Lineage: Eukaryota; Metazoa; Chordata; Actinopteri; Cypriniformes; Danionidae. Gene Ontology annotation, molecular function: RNA polymerase II cis-regulatory region sequence-specific DNA binding; DNA-binding transcription factor activity. Bases 934 to 4353 code for a protein of 1139 amino acids.